AGAUGUUAAAUUUGCUGCAUAAAUCGAUGUUUUAUUUUCUACUCAUGGAUUUAUGAUGGAAGCAAAUGCUAGAGUUGUGAUGGAUUAACAGGUACUUAAAUUUUUAGGUGUGAUGAUACAAAUUUUAUGCUACAUAUGUAUCUUGAAUUCCAUGGAUUUUUGUUCAAACUCUGUACUAUGAUUAAAUUGUUGGGUUUAGGAGAGUUUAGCAGGUGGGGUGAAGGUUUUAUCACUUAGAUUAUGACUGUCUGCCCUAAUUUAGCUGCUUGAUUAACAAACCAAGUUGUAAGCUGUUGGUUAGUUCAAUCUAGAUUCUUAGCAUCUAGGGUGUUAUGUUGUUGAUGCAAUUCUUGUGGAUUAAUAGAAGAUGGAAAUACCCUUGAUGGCUUGUUUAAGGCUGGAAGCAUAUGAGACCGGAUUGCCUAUUGGCGAAAGAAUUAGUGGGAAUCUUAGACUUGUAUUCUAAUAGAGAAUCUCUUAGACUUGUAUUGUUAAGUAAUUGACUUAACGAUGUAUAAUUUUUUGCUCAUGGAUUUCUUUUGAUGCUUUCAAUAGGUGUAUAAUCUUAGCAAUUGUUUGCUGCUUCACUGAGAAUGAGUAAUUGAUGCUCACCUUUAUGCAUACAUUUUCUCUGAUUUGCUAGUGCAGCUUUGCAUUUGUGUAUGAGACUAAGUUGGUCAGACUCAUCAUUUCACCUGUAUUGGGUCCUUGUGGGUAUAGUUAUAUAGAUGCAUGACAGUUAUUUUGUUCCAAAGAGUUGAUUUGUAUGUGAAAUGAGGAUGUAGUUUGUACUUGGGUUAUGAUUUACUCAUUUUUAUAUUAUUAUGAAAAAAAAUGAUUGUGAUGUAGGGGCUAACUGUAAUCUUUUAUGCCAUAUGCAAGCCCGGUCCAAACUUAAUUCUUUGUGAUGGUGUAGAUGCAUCUCAAAGGGACUGUUAUCGUGUUGUUUCCCCGAGGUCUCGUGUUGGAGAUCAUUAUGUUAGGGUGGCCUCUGUUUUGUAUACGAAGACUUGGGCAUCACAACAUACGAGGAAAGGGAUUAUGAUGGAUCCUUCAUAUGCGGUGAGUUAAUUUUCUACUUUUUUUGGUGAAAGAGUUUCUUCAUCAACAUUAUUGGUAUUUAUUUUGUUUAUAGUAUUUUACUUACCCUUUUUUUUUUCUUUGUUUUGGCUGUAGAAUUUUGUUAUGGUUGGUAAAGAUGACCCUAAAGUGUUGGGGAAAAAGUACGGGAAGACUUUCCUUAGCUAUUCUCUUGACCAAAUUCAAAGUGUAUGUGUCAGUUUCUGGGAACUGCAUCUGAAAGUCAUUUAUUUUUUAUUAAGCCUUUUAUAAUUAAAGUUGAUCAUGGUUAACACAGGUUUUUGUCCCCGUUCUUGAUGCAUCUGUGUAGAAUACAGAACAUUGGUAUUGCUUGGCCUUGGAUUUAAAGGCACAUGUGGUUUGGAUGAUUGCUUGGCCUCACUUUUUUGUUAUUAUACGGUUUUCUUCGCGAAGUAAAGUUGUGACAUGCACAAUUUGGUCCUGUAGAUGAAGGCCUUAGAGGAGUUGCUGCAGGUUAGUGACCCCACAUGGGAGGUGGGUACAACUUCUACAUGGGUGAGGAGGACAUUUCCGGUACGACAGGCUGACAAUUGCUCAUGCGGCGCAAUCAUGCUAGCAAGUAUUAAGCAUUGUGCACGAUCUUUUGAAGCUCCCUUUCACAUGGAGAAACAUACCUCCUCGUUGAGGAACAAUCUGUUUCUUGAAGAUGUGAACAGCGAUCUCAACGAGUUGCAUGCAAAUUUGGAGACGAUCCUCCCAAAGGAAAGACGGUGCGGUAGAAGGACAGGUUCUCAGAUGAGUUGAUAGGUUUGGAUUCAGAAGGGGUGUGCUUAGGAUUUUUAAAACUAGGAAUAUCAUAAUAACAAUAUAAACAUGAUUUCUACAUCAUAAUAUCAAUAAAUCCAAU
Messenger RNA from Chenopodium quinoa (quinoa), 1948 nucleotides. RefSeq lists its product as uncharacterized. The record is from RefSeq and is a predicted model, not a curated record. NCBI's taxonomy places the organism in Eukaryota, Viridiplantae, Streptophyta, Magnoliopsida, Caryophyllales, Amaranthaceae. The transcript is spliced from 3 exons. Bases 1528 to 1845 code for a protein of 105 amino acids.